CUUCAGUCCUCAGGACGGCCGAUCACACCUCACUACAAUACUACAUCAUUCUAAUUUCUAAGAGACUGCACUACGACAGGAGCCGCGCAACGGACAAGACGGCCUCUCUCCCACAUACACUCUCUCGCUCUUUCUCUCUCUCUCUCCCUCCAAAUGCUGCCAAGAGAUCGAGCGUGAAGCGCAUUUCCGACAGUUGUAAGGAGCAAUGAGCCCUGCCGCAGCGCGAAGCCAAGGGAACUGUAUUGCCAUCCGGACAGUUUCUACUACGUCCUCCAUUUCUCGAUGCUCUCUCCCUCCUUCCGGCAACGAUGAUGCAAUUAGUGGGACUCCUCUAUGGAUGGGUAAAGGACUCACUUGUGUUUGCUUCAAAGGAAAGGGAAACCACCAAAGAAUCUGUAUCAAUUUGACACCUCAACAGGAAGAGAGACUGAGAAGACUACAACAUAGAAUGAAGGUUUGUUUUGAUGCUUCCAAGCAGGAACAUCAGGAGGCUUUGAGAGCUCUAUGGCAUGCUACAUAUCCUGAUCAGGAACUUCAUGGUUUGAUAUCUGAUCAGUGGAAAGAAAUGGGAUGGCAGGGAAGAGAUCCAUCCACAGACUUCAGCAGAGGAGCAGGGUUCAUUUCUCUGGAGAACCUGCUGUUUUUUGCAAAAACAUUUCCAGCAUCGUUUCAACGGCUGCUGAAGAAGCAAGGCGGAAAACGGUCUGCAUGGGAGUAUCCAUUUGCUGUUGCUGGUGUAAAUAUUACAUUCAUGAUCAUGCAGAUGCUUGACCUGGAUGCAACAAAACCCAGAACUUUUGUCAGAGGAGUAUUUAUUCAGAUGCUAUCAGAUAAUGAAUGGGCAUUCGAUCUACUUUACUGCGUGGCAUUCUUGGUUAUGGACAAACAAUGGCUGGAGAAAAACGCUACAUACAUGGAGUUUAAUGAUGUCUUGAGAUCCACACAAACACAGCUGGAGAAGGAACUUUUGAUGGAUGAUGUUUUAAGGAUUGAAGACUUGCCUUCCUAUACCCUUCUCUGCUAGUUGCUGCAUUGAGAAUCAGCUUUAACUUAUAGGUAACUUUUAGAUUUUCUUUUAGGGGGUGUUUGAUUCAAAUUAUAUAAGAUAACUAAGGUUAUAUUUGUUUGGGAAUAUAAGAUUCCCAUAUUUGGUUCAAGUUAUGUAAUUUUCCCAAGGAAUGUAACAUACCCUCCCGCAUGAAGUUUUUAGCAAUUGGAAGAGAAUGUGGGAUAUUCAUUUAUCUUAUUACUAAUAUUGAGUUUUUGACAUUUUAAUCAA
Messenger RNA from Ipomoea triloba (trilobed morning glory), 1279 nucleotides. RefSeq names its product ELMO domain-containing protein A. The record is from RefSeq and is a predicted model, not a curated record. NCBI's taxonomy places the organism in Eukaryota, Viridiplantae, Streptophyta, Magnoliopsida, Solanales, Convolvulaceae. The coding region runs from base 206 to 1024 and encodes 272 amino acids. The transcript is spliced from 9 exons.